AUGGCAUAUGAAUCAAUACUUAGAGUUAAAAUCGCGGAAAUCAUAGCAACAAACGUUGUAAAUGGGAAUUUUCUCCAAGGAUUUUCAGGCAAGCAAUCAGAAAUAAGACAAUCGAACGAGUCAGAUAAAAAUGGACAUGUACAUGGAGAAGUUUUCAAAUGUGAUGAUAAAGGCUCACAAUUGAUUAGGUAUAGGGUUGUGGCUCAUGUUUUGGAGCUAGGAAUAAUUGUGCACUCAAUAGUGAUAGGAUUAUCCAUGGGUGCAUCUGAUAAUCCAUGUACAAUUAGGCCAUUAGUAGCUGCUAUAUGUUUCCAUCAACUUUUUGAAGGAAUGGGGUUAGGAGGUUGCAUCCUCCAGGCGGACUAUGGUAUGAGGAUGAAAUCAACAUUGGUGUUGUUUUUUUCAAUAACAACACCAUUUGGUAUAGCACUUGGAAUUGGAUUAUCAAAUGUGUAUAGUGAGAAUGGUCCAACAUCACUUAUAGUUGUGGGAUUGUUGAAUGCAUGUUCAGCUGGUUUAUUGAAUUAUAUGGCACUUGUGGAUCUCCUUGCAUAUGAUUUUAUGGGUACCAAAUUGCAAAAUAAUAUAAAGCUUCAAUCAUGGGCUUAUCUUGCUGUUUUAUUAGGUGCUGGUGGAAUGUCUAUUAUGGCUAUAUGGGCCUAA
This is a messenger RNA of Solanum lycopersicum (tomato), 663 nucleotides long. Its product is annotated as fe(2+) transport protein 1-like. Gene Ontology annotation, molecular function: zinc ion transmembrane transporter activity. The record is from RefSeq and is a predicted model, not a curated record. NCBI's taxonomy places the organism in Eukaryota, Viridiplantae, Streptophyta, Magnoliopsida, Solanales, Solanaceae. Gene Ontology annotation, cellular component: plasma membrane. Gene Ontology annotation, biological process: zinc ion transmembrane transport.